GGAUCAGUUUGUGCGAGCUGACUUUGAACAAACAGCUGAUGGAGGUUUGAUGGCACCAGAGUCACGCUGUACUUCAUUUACUGUCACAUAAAAACAUGAAUUUCUUCAGAUCUCGUCUUUCCAUCGGCAACCUCAUAGGUCAGAGGUGCAGACAGAUCACUGAAACAUGGAGCCACAGAGGGAUGUGUAAUAAACCGCAGGAGGCCAAAGCCGAGCCUCCGCCCGCAGUCCCAGCGCAAGCACCUCGUGCCGGAUUCAGGCUCCCAGGCUACAGACCCUCAAACAUGGACAAGAAGUUUCUGGUCUGGUCGGGACGCUUUAAGACAGCAGACCAGAUACCAGAGCUUGUGUCGUUUGAGACGAUUGAUGCUGCCAGAAACAAAGUCAGAGUGAAAGCCUGCUACCUGAUGAUGGCGGCCACAAUAGGGGCCUGUCUGGUGACAGUGUUUCUGGGAAAAACGGGCUGCAGGCAGACACGAGUCCCUGACGGGUCAAAACAUGGAGAAGAAAGCUAGAUGGAGGGAGGAACUACAGAGAGAGAAGGAAGCUGCUGUCGCUCUGUCUGAGAAGGCUCAGUGAUGGAAGAAAACUCUUCACAGCCCCUCCCGCCCCCCAAUACUGUUCCAAUAGGGUCCCCCUUCUUAUUGUGUAUCACAACUUCAGAGCUCCCCACCGUCAUCCUGGAGAGCGAGCAAAAGAUAUCAGAGCAACUGAUACUUAAUAGUUUUCCAACUUAAAGAUUGACCUUAACAUACAAAUAAGGAUAAGUUUUGAAACCCAGUGUCCAAGUGUUAUCUUUUCAUUGACGCACGAUUUCACCGGUACUGUGAUCAAGGUUUUAGAAGCUUUGUAAUGAUUUCUUGGUAUUUACAACACAGCAAUGUAAUGAUUUUCAAGAAAUCAGUUGAAAAGACACGCUAAUCAGGUUUUCUAUCAGUUCUUCUUGUAAACUUUCAAUACAUACCUCUCAAGCUCUCCUACAAAAAUGCCUUAGGGUUAACCGAUGUUUUUAAAGUUGCCUCAGAGGCAACAGUCCAGCUUGUGAAGACAGCUCAGGCCUCAAGGGUUUCAAAUGGUUUCUAGUUUUCUUAAGACAUUGUCAAGAAGUGGAUCGGGCACAAACCAUUUGCACAAUGGUCUGUCGUGUCCUGAUACUGAUGUAAUUAGGCUGGAUUGUUCAUGGCUGUUGUGACAUCUAUGUUUGUAUAUAGCGUGCACCAAAAAAUUAUCAAUAAACUACUGCUUCUUGAGAA
Plectropomus leopardus (leopard coralgrouper) is the source of this 1253-nucleotide messenger RNA. RefSeq names its product family with sequence similarity 162 member A (gene fam162a). NCBI's taxonomy places the organism in Eukaryota, Metazoa, Chordata, Actinopteri, Perciformes, Serranidae. Gene Ontology annotation, cellular component: mitochondrion. Gene Ontology annotation, biological process: cellular response to hypoxia; positive regulation of release of cytochrome c from mitochondria; neuron apoptotic process. The record is from RefSeq and is a predicted model, not a curated record.